AUGGAUAACCUUCACUUGAGUGUCAUAGCUGUGGUCCUUUACUUUAAUCUUCCUGGAUCAGUGGGAACCAAGUCACAGCGGAUUCUUCUUGAUACACGUCACCGUUCAGACUGCCGGUGGGAUGGGGAGUUCUCACUGAAUUGUUCUUUUACCGGAAUAUCUGCUGUUCCAGAAGAUGUAUCACAAACAGCAACAACAGCUGAUUUUAGUGGCAAUAAUAUUAAAACUUUUGACGGAAGAAACGAAGAAUGGAUGCUAAAACACCUGAAUCUUAGCAACAACCUGAUUUCUGAACUCUCCUUAGCUACUUUUAGAAAUCUACCCGUUUUAGAAACUCUGAACCUCAAUGAUAACGCCAUCCACACCCUCACGCUGGACAUACCUACACCUGCGCAUGGCUCUAAAAAGUAUGGAAAAUGCUGUCGUCUCCUGCCUGCUUUGAAAGUACUGUCAGUUGAAAGAAAUAAUCUUAAUACAGUUCCAAGAGGACUAGGCCUGCUGCAAUCUUUACAAACUGUCCGUUUGUCAUCCAAUGGCAUACGACAGAUUGGUAUGAAUGAUUUUCAAAACUGUUCACAGCUGAAGGACAUCGACUUGCAAAACAACAAGAUAACUAAAAUUCAUCCAGACGCCUUCAGGGAUCUCAACAAAUUACAGGUCGUGGAUCUCCGUGAAAAUGCUCUGACAACCCCUUUACCACAGAUAUUAAUCAGUAUGAACUUCUUUCAGCUUGAAGUGGGUUUGUCAAAUAACGCCUGGAUCUUUAACUGCAGACUAAAUGCUUUCAAACAUUUAUUUAAUUUUCUUUUUGACUCCACGAAGAAAAAAUGGAGUAUUUCAUACAAGAAAUCUGCCAACAACUCACAGAAACCUCUGCUGUAUCUUUCAAGUUUCCAUUUAAACUGCAGCAACAGCGUUUUGCUCAAGAGGGCUGUAAUCCCAGCAGGGAAGACAUUGGUGCUAAACUGUGACGUGGACAACACAAGAGGUAAUGGAGUCUCUUGGUGGACACCUAAAGGCAGAAUUUCAAAAGAUAACAGUCUUCCUCAUAUGACACUGGAUAAAAUGAAUAACUUAGUGAUACACAAUGCUGAGAAAACUGCUGGAGGGUUAUAUUUGUGUAUUUUUAAUACAACAAAGAAGAAAUAUCUCAUCUACAACAUACAGGUGAAAGAAAGGGUAUCAACAUCUCUGGUUAGAAAAGCCCGGGACACUAACACUGUUUUUAGACAAGGAAGAACAGAGCAGGACCUUACAUUAGCUGUCUGCCUCUCGGUGCUCAUUACGUUUGUUUGUGCUUUUUGUCUGGGUGCUUUUGCUAGACCCUACCUUGUGAGCCUGUGGAGACUCAUGUGCAAGAACAAAAAUUCAGGUUCAGAACAUACUUAUUCUAAUCAAGCUUUUUCAGAUGAAACCUUGAGCAGAGAGUGCUCUGCAAGCAAACCAACAAAUACGCAGCAUAAUUUGUUCAUUUGUGAUGAGAAUUCUUCAAGAAACACAUGCGUUUUUCCUACAGAAACUUCUACUUCACAUGAAAAUGUCAUUGGUAGCAGUGUACAUGCACCAAAUACUGAAGAAGAGUACCAGAAACAAAGCAAUAAUGAGAUUAAUGUGAAGAAAACAACAGUGUUUUCAGGCAUCAAAACUAGUAUCGGCAAUGAUAGAAACGUAAGUGUUGAUGAUAAUGGACUAUUUUCAGUAGGGACAGAUUACAAUAACAGCAAUGAAGUAAAGCCAAGAAAAUUAAUGAGUAAUAACAUUUCAUUACGGAAACAUUCAAAAUACACAAAUAAAGACUCAGACAAGAGCAGGUUCCCUCCCGUAGCCAGGAGAUCGAAUGCUGACUCUUACUCAAAUCACACUGACUCUUCGGAUUCGGAUUUAUCCUUCACGGGAGAAACUGGCUUUCCGUUUUCCACAAUACAAACACAUACAGUUGAACAAGAUUCUAGGAACAGCAAGGUAAGCAACAACUCUGGUCUGCUGCAGUCUGAAAUCGCGAAGGCUACACCAGAUUCUCCCGAAAGAAAAGAUAUCAUUUCACAUAAUGAACCCAUGAGCACUACAAAAUUUCUGCCUGGAAGGCAAAGCUGCGAUGAACAACUUGGUCUAAACAGCAACAUAAAUACAACCAGUGAUGUGGGAGAUUUUAUUUUACCCAGUAGCUGCAAGAGAGAUACAAAUAUUGAGAAUUUAAGUGCCUACCAAGCAAUAGAAAACUCUCCUCUUACAGAGUAUGACUGUAAAACGGAGUGUACAAAUAAAAAAGAUGCUUCAGCAGAUAUAUGUGUUGAUAGUUCUUCAGAUGAAGGGACUCCAUUCACAAUGAGUACCAUCACGCCUGAAACAGCAUCACCUUACGCUGAUAAAUUUGGUGACCAUGCAAGCAUGACAGAUUCAGACACAGUUAGUUCUUCAAGUCAAGAAGUUCCUGAUACGUUUGAUUAUUUUCCUAAUGCAGAGUCAACAGCACAAAACUCUAUUUCUGAUUCUCUCCACAAUCAAAGUACAGAUUUUGGCUAUACGUUACUUUCAUUAAAACAUUCUCCCACGUAUGACACAGAUGCAGAAAAUACUCCUGAAGAGGCUGAACUGCAGCUGUAUCGGUUUCCCAUCGAACCACAGCAUUCCCUCAGCUUCAGUCCCACUGAACAAAAAGAAAAUGCACCAGAUGGAAGUGCAGAUGAGCACAUAGGUAGCAACUCCUCCAAGAAGAAUCAUGGUGAAGGGGACACUGCCUUAAGAAGAAACAUGAGUACAUCUGAGGACAAUGAUUUUAUUUUUGCUCCCAUUGAUAUUGAUUUGAAUGAAAUUAUUAGAACAUCGCUACCGCAUUCCAGCAGCGAAUCAUCUCUUCAAUCUCUGCCUGAACACACAGCUGAAAAACAUUUUACAGUUAUUACAGAGAAAGACAACUUGCUACCACAGGGGACGCAGCUGAACACAACUAAGGCUUGUGCAGAUAAAAUGCAAAGAGGUUUUAAUGAGAAAGACUGUGAUGAAUACACAGAAUUACAGGAUACCAACAACUGUAGCCUCCCCAAAGAAACACAGUCUUGCAAUCUUACGGCAGAUUUGCUGCAUCUUCACUCCUCUGGGAAAACACUAUCAGUCUUCAACACAGAGGAUCAUUUCCAACUGGAUCAGAGUGACAAGGAUGCAUAUUCCUUCUCAGUCCCACAAGACUUCUUCAGUGAAAGCACACGAUACAGUUUAUGUUCAUUCCCACAAAAGACUACAGGAAAUAAAAUUUCCGAAAGCACUGAUUCCAGCAAGGCGGAAGAGGACACUACUUUGGCAGGACUGGAGAACAAUCCUACAACAGUUGUUGACCUCCAAAAUUCAAGUGAAAACUUCAGUCAAAAGAGUCAGACCAAUUUAGGAAAGGGCCAGGUUUUUGUUAAGAAGAAAAGAGCGUUUGAUGGAUUUGUUAAUGUUUUGCAAAGCAGGAGAACAAACUUCAAUAGUUGA
Pelecanus crispus (Dalmatian pelican) is the source of this 3471-nucleotide messenger RNA. Lineage: Eukaryota; Metazoa; Chordata; Aves; Pelecaniformes; Pelecanidae. The record is from RefSeq and is a predicted model, not a curated record.